Bombina bombina (fire-bellied toad) is the source of this 965-nucleotide messenger RNA. RefSeq names its product distal membrane arm assembly component 2 (gene DMAC2). The transcript is spliced from 6 exons. The record is from RefSeq and is a predicted model, not a curated record. Gene Ontology annotation, cellular component: SCF ubiquitin ligase complex. Gene Ontology annotation, biological process: SCF-dependent proteasomal ubiquitin-dependent protein catabolic process. The coding region runs from base 22 to 831 and encodes 269 amino acids. Lineage: Eukaryota; Metazoa; Chordata; Amphibia; Anura; Bombinatoridae.
UUCACGUCUUUGCCAACCAACAUGGCUGCGCCCAGAUCGUUUCAGCAGCUGCAAUGUUUGAAAGUCCCUUUCAGCCUGUGCUGGGGAAUCUCCCGGCUCAGUCUCCGCAGCUUUUCGUCAAUCUCUUCUCCACCAGACUCCUCCUCGAAAAAUGGGUUCAUGCAAUUUCUGUACAAUCAAUUCUAUGACAUUGAGGCCAUGCUAAACUGGAGAAUGAACUUGAAAUACUGGAACCUGCGUAGGAAAAAUGUACAAUACACGUACACACAAAAUCUGUAUGGGCAUUAUGUGGCGGCUGCUUUUUACACUCUAUCACAGAGAGGAAGUGUAAGAUUUCAAGGACAAGAAAGCUGGUACCGUCCGAACAGUCGUGGCCGAUUUAGCUGGGACUUCUUGCAGCAUAAGGAUGUGCCAUUGGAAUGCGUUGACCUCAGUGGCUCCCGAAUCGCCUAUCAGGGCUUAGAUAACAUAGUGUCCCUGAAGGAGUUACAAGAACUGAACCUCAGAGCUUGUCCUCAUCUAGAUGACUGGGCACUGAGCCGUCUGCAAGUAUUUAAGGAUUCACUGGAGGUCCUGUCGCUGGCCGGCUGCCCGCAAGUCACAGAGCGGGGUCUCGCUACCCUGCACCAUCUACAAAAACUGAAACACCUGGAUGUAUCCAACCUCCCUUCUGUAAGCAACAAAGGCUUGGUGCGGAUCCUCCUAGAGGAAGUGCUUCCUGGGUGUGAAAUUGUAGGCAUGGACUAUACAGAUGGACUGGAUCCCACACAGUCUAGUGCCUCCCACAUAUUUGAUGUAGAGACCAAAUUAGAUACUAUCAAGGGUGCAUAAUUGUGGUAUACAGCAGGAUGAAGUGGAGUGAUUGAGAACUGUCAAAGGGACAGUCUAGCCUAAAUUAAACUUUCAUGAUUCAAAUAGGACAUGCAAUUUUAAAAAAAACUUUCCAAUUUACUUUUAUCAUCAAA